Fragaria vesca subsp. vesca is the source of this 1407-nucleotide messenger RNA. RefSeq names its product TMV resistance protein N-like. Gene Ontology annotation, biological process: defense response. Gene Ontology annotation, molecular function: ADP binding. The record is from RefSeq and is a predicted model, not a curated record. The coding region runs from base 1 to 1407 and encodes 468 amino acids. Lineage: Eukaryota; Viridiplantae; Streptophyta; Magnoliopsida; Rosales; Rosaceae. The transcript has 3 exons.
AUGGUCGGAAUAUGGGGAAUUGGUGGAAUUGGGAAGACAACAAUUGCUAAAGCUGUCUACAAUGCAAUUGCUCAUAAGUUUGAUGGUUGGUGUUUUUUAGCAAAUGUUAGAGAAGGCUCAGAGCAACCUAGAGGUUUGGUUAACCUGCAAAAUAUUAUUCUCUCUAGCAUUGUAGGGCAGAAAGAAUCGAUAAUCAACAAUGUUCAUGAAGGAACCACAUUGUUGCGUAAAAGGAUGCAACAUAAAAAGAUUCUUUUAGUCGUUGACGAUGUGGAUAGUUUGGACCAGUUAAAGAAACUAGCUGGGAAUAAUGAUUGGUUUGGUCGCGGCAGCAGAGUCAUCAUAACAACAAGAGAUAAGAGUUUAUUGACUAUUCAUGGAGUAAAACCAAUACACGAUGUUCAUGGACUAGGUCUUCAAGAAGCUCUUGAGCUCUUCAGUUCAAAUGCCUUGUUGGAUAUUGAGAAAUUGGAUGCUGAUGAGAAACCGAUAGUUAAUGAAGUUGUUAACUAUGCUGAAGGCGUUCCACUAGCACUGGAAGUUUUAGGUUCGCAACUACGUGAUACCUCUGUACAGAAAUGGCGAGCUAUGUUAGAUGGUUUUAAAAAAGAUCCUCCUAAAAGCAUUCAAGAUAUUCUCUUAAUCAGUUAUGAUGGACUGCAAGAUGCAGCGCGAACUGUUUUCCUUGACAUUGCAUGUUUCUUCAAAGGUUGGAACAUAAACGACGUGAUACAAAUUCUUGAAAGUUGUGACCGCAUCACCCCCGAGCAUAGCAUUAAAGUUCUUGAACAAAAGGCUCUCUUAUCUGUUGGUAUAUUUGGUGAUAUUCGCAUGCAUGAUUUGCUAGAAGAGAUGGGGAAAGUUAAAGUUCUGCAAGAGUCUACGGAGGCCGGUGAGCGAAGCAGAUUGUGGCAGUUUGUUGGAAAGGUCGAGCAUUACCCGAAUCAGUUGCGGUUACUUGAUUGGCCUGAAUGUCCUCUGGAAUAUUUGUCCUCCGAUUUUGAUAUGAAGAAAGUGAGUAUGCAGAAUCUGACAUCCUUGAAAUUGAGUGAAUGCGAAUUCCUAACACAAAUCCCCGAUAUGUCUGGAAGCCCGAACUUGGAGUCGCUGGAUCUAAGUUUCUGUACAAGUUUAGAGAUGGUUCACCCUUCGGUUGGAUACCUCGAAAAGCUGGUUAAGCUGGAUCUUUACAACUGCUAUAACCUUGCGGAGCUGCCUCCAGAAGUCAACUGGAGAUCCCUCCAAGAACUUAAUCUUGAGCUUUGCAGUAAGCUGGAGAGUUUCCCUGAAAUUGUGGAAGAGAUGAAAUGCAUGACAUCUUUGAGUCUAUGGUUCACUGGCAUCAAAACAUUGCCGUCAUCCAUUCGGUAUCUAAUCAACCUUGAAGAGUUGAGUUUAAGUGACUGA